Cynocephalus volans (Philippine flying lemur) is the source of this 1225-nucleotide messenger RNA. It is a transcript of the gene STMN4, whose product is annotated as stathmin 4. The transcript is spliced from 7 exons. Gene Ontology annotation, biological process: regulation of microtubule polymerization or depolymerization; microtubule depolymerization; neuron projection development. The record is from RefSeq and is a predicted model, not a curated record. The coding region runs from base 139 to 669 and encodes 176 amino acids. Lineage: Eukaryota; Metazoa; Chordata; Mammalia; Dermoptera; Cynocephalidae. Gene Ontology annotation, cellular component: neuron projection; cytoplasm. Gene Ontology annotation, molecular function: tubulin binding.
GGGUACCACUAAUUGAGGAGUGAGCAGGAGAGCGCUCGCUUGCCACCGGCCCACCGCAGGUUUGGGACAGCGCCCUGAGCUGCUGAUAGACCCACUCUGUGACAUUCAGUUGGAUUCAGCCACCAGAUCCCAGAAAACAUGACCCUCGCUGCCUACAAAGAGAAGAUGAAGGAGCUCCCACUGGUGUCCCUCUUCUGUUCCUGCUUCCUGGCUGACCCCCUGAACAAGUCGUCCUACAAAUAUGAAGCAGACACGGUGGACCUGAACUGGUGUGUCAUUUCUGACAUGGAAGUCAUUGAGCUGAACAAAUGUACCUCGGGCCAGUCCUUUGAAGUCAUCCUGAAGCCGCCCUCCUUUGACGGGGUACCGGAGUUCAAUGCCUCCCUGCCCAGGCGGCGAGACCCAUCCCUGGAAGAGAUCCAGAAGAAACUAGAGGCCGCUGAGGAGCGAAGGAAGUACCAGGAAGCCGAGCUCCUGAAACACCUAGCAGAGAAACGAGAACAUGAGCGGGAGGUGAUCCAAAAAGCCAUUGAGGAAAACAACAACUUCAUCAAGAUGGCAAAGGAAAAACUGGCCCAGAAGAUGGAAUCCAAUAAGGAGAACCGGGAGGCCCACCUUGCCGCCAUGCUGGAACGGCUGCAAGAGAAGGAGCCGCCUGCUGCGCGGUGACUCCCGGGACCCGAUCGGUGGCCUCGUCCCAUGGACAAGCACGCGGAGGAGGUGCGGAAGAACAAGGAGCUGAAGGAAGAGGCGUCCCGGUGAGGGCCGGCCCGCAGCCCCGCCCGCCGCCCGCUGUCGCCCAGUACUGGGGUUUGGGGGGAGGGGGGUGGCCGGGGGCUUUUCCUCUGCUGUCGGUGUUUGUACCUGUGAAGAAGUGACCGGUGAAGCCAUCCUAUGUGUUUCUGGGGAACAGUGAUGGGGUGGGAGAGGGGAGAGAAGGAGAGAGUUUGCGAGAGGGCGAGGAAGGACUCACGACAUGGGACACUGCCCGCCGCAGGCUCGGGCCGCAUCCUCUGCUUGCACAUCUAUCUCCACGUGGACAUCGAGCGGCCGGGCACCGACGGAAGGCAAAGGCCAGGCCGUGGAAGUUCAGGGUGAAGGGCAGAGUCCAGGUGGGGCCUGGCUGCAGGGCUGGAGGUGUCGCGGGGCCCUGCAGCGGGGGGAUGAGGUCUGCGUGUGUGUUUUAACCAUUAUCUUUUGAUCAUCACGACGAAUGAAACAUUUA